AUUGCUCCCCUACCCUAAAAUCAAGCGCCGAUCGCUUAACCCCAACACCAACCUUUGACACUAUUCCUCCCUCGGACUUUGCGGAUGCAGCGCUCCUAGAAGAAACGAAGAAAACCACUCCUCUCUCUAUAGAUCCCUCUUUCACCACUCGACUAUCGCAAGUGAGAUCGCCCAGGCCCUGGAGUUCGCUUCUUACCAUGGACCCGGGACAGCCACCACCCGAAGAUCCGGUAGCACCUCACACAGCUUCUCCACCCAAACGGCAGCGAGCUGACUCGGGGAGCUCAACGUCAAUCGAGUCAAGUCGUUCUGUACGCACUCUGACGUCCGACGACCUGGAAUACAUCCAUGAAAAUGGCCGUACUUAUGGUAACGAGACGUAUUACCUACCAUGUGUCUACCUGCCUGAGAAUGACUUCAAGGAGCAAGACCGUUUAUCUCUUCAACACCAGAUAUUCGUCCAUGCCUUGCAGGGAAAACUGACAACUACACGGCUCCUGCUCUCCACACGAAGAAUACUUGAUAUAGGGACAGGGCCGGGCCAUUGGGCUGUUGCAAUGGCGCGUCAGUAUCCACAAGCAGAAGUCGUCGGUAUUGACAUGACGGAGUGGGACCUGGACACCACGGAGGCCACAUUUGGCGACUGCAGAGUGACCUGGGAACUAGAUGAUUUGGAUGUGUGGGGCAGGGAGACAGUGGUCGACGAUCUUGCCGCUCGACUGGCGCAGUACGACUUCUUCACGGAAACCACGCAUCGAAAUCCCAUUGAAUCGCCGACGAGAAGUGAGCUCAAUCACCCACAUACCCAUCCAGACACCUCAGUCGAGUCCUUGACCAUUGACCUUUCCAAUCUCGAACCGCAGCCCGAACCAGGGUGGCAUUUCAGCGACGAAUUCGAUCUGAUACACCUACGCAACAUGAAAGGCAGCUUCGCACACUGGGAAGAUGUCUAUGCGGAAAUCUACAAGAGUUUAUCGCCCGGUGGCUGGAUCGAGAUUGCCGACUACGACUUGGGACAAGUACCUCUCCCCGCCGACAAUCACGAUCCAUCAGCGCUCCCCAUGCCCACCCUUCGUAAGCUCUACAAGGCGCUCAUGGAAGCAUCGUUUAAAUCAGGGCGACCGCUCGGCACCUUUUACAUGCACCCUUCCUACCUCGAAGAAGCAGGCUUUACUGAUAUAAAAACGAUGCACGUCAACGUGCCGAUCGGCCAAUGGGCAGACGACGAAGCGCAAAGAACAAUCGGAAAGCUAAUGCUCGUAGUCGUCAUGGAGACGUUCGAAGCGAGCUUGCUGCGGCUGUUGACGAAGUGGGGUGACAGGGAGAGGGUGUGGACUGCUGAAGAGCUCAAAGCAGAAAUUGCCGUCGCGCAGCAGGAGGUUGGAGAUUGGUGUGUGAAAGCCGAGAGGCGGGAGGUGGAAGGCUGGUGUGCGAGUUUCAAGUGGAUUACUGGGCGAAAGAGUUGGCAUGCUAUUUAAGGGCUGGCGGUUUCGCGUUGUACGUCUUAUAAGGGGCGAUUGUUUUGCAUUGCACAUCUACCAGGA
Molecule: messenger RNA, 1544 nt
Organism: Cucurbitaria berberidis CBS 394.84
Lineage: Eukaryota; Fungi; Ascomycota; Dothideomycetes; Pleosporales; Cucurbitariaceae
Product: S-adenosyl-L-methionine-dependent methyltransferase
Exons: 2
Coding region: 198-1478 (426 amino acids)
Molecular function (GO): methyltransferase activity
Source: RefSeq, a predicted model, not a curated record